AUGGAUGAGAUGGAAGAAUGCAUCGAAGAACUGAGAAAUGAUAUCAAUCAAUUGAAGGAACAAAUGGCCCAAAUUCUAGAGAUGUUGCAGUCUAUACAAGUGAAAAAUGUAGAAGGGGCCCCUCCAGUAGCUAGAGGAGAAUCGUCAACUUCUCCUGCGUAUCCACCUGGCUUUACCCCAACCCCAACACAACCAUUAACCCUACAUCUUAACAAAUCUAGUCAACAAGUUGAUCCUCCAGAGGUCCAAUGGCCACCAUAUGGCCUUCCGCUCAACUACACACCUCCAACACUCAUGGAUCCUCCAGAUAAGCACCAACCAUUGGUGAAUCAGCCACCUACACAAAUGCAGCCUACCCAACCUGAGGUUUCUUCCAUGAAUAUAACCUCUUAUAAACAUCAAGUUCCCUACCAACUCCAAAAUUCUAAUUUUAUCAACCAAGGGAACCCUCACCAAACUUCUGGGGGAUAUCAACUAACCUCUGGAAUUGAGCAUGUUCAGUCUAGUGAGAAGUUACAAAUGCUAGAAGAGAGGCUAAAGGUUGUGGAAAGAGGUUUGAACUACACAACAUGUCUAAAAAAGAUGGUGAAACGUUUAAGGAAUAUGCUUAAAGGUGGAGAGAAGUGGCAAGAAGUGGAACCUCCUUUGUCUGAUAGAGAAGUGGUAGCCCUGUUCAUUGAUACUUUACAAGCAUUGUUCUAUGAUAAGAUGAUUGGGAAUAUUUCAUCAAAUUUCUCUAAUAUAGUCAUCAUCGAGGAAAGAAUUGAGAAUGGCAUGAGGAGUGGAAAGAUUGUGGUUGACUCUAGUGAAAUAGCUAGUUCAAGAAAAUUUUCAAAUGGUGUAGGAAAGAAAAAGGAAGGAGAUACAAAUACAGUGACAUUCAACUCCCCUAGGUUACCUAACAACCAACCUCCUUAUUUCUAUACCCCUCACAAGGCCUACCCAAAUAUCACUGCCAUCUCACCAUAUCCUCACCAACCUAUCCAUCAAGCUCUACAAGCUUCACUCGCAACACCUACCGCACGACCACCUCAAUCUACCCAGCCAUGGAACCAAAAUUCUAGCCAUGUGAGGUCACAAAAUACACGAGAUCGGAAACCAAUUGAGUUUGACCCUAUCCCUAUGUCCUAUACUGAGUUGUUCCCUCUCCUACUACAAAAUUCACUAGUAGUACCUUGUCUGAUGAAGCCCGUAGAACCACCAUAUCCUAGGGGAUACGACAUUAAUGCCAAAUGUGAUUAUCAUGCGGAAGCUAUUGGUCACUCCCUUGAAAAUUGCAGAGCACUAAAAAUUAAGGUACAAAGUUUGACUAAGGCUGGGUGGUUAAACUUUAAAGAGGAUAAUCCUAAUAUUGGGAACAACCCUCUACUAGGUCAUGGAGGGUCAACAAUUAAUUCUGUUGAGGGAAAUAGAUGGGGUCCCUAUCAGUGA
Molecule: messenger RNA, 1431 nt
Organism: Cajanus cajan (pigeon pea)
Lineage: Eukaryota; Viridiplantae; Streptophyta; Magnoliopsida; Fabales; Fabaceae
Source: RefSeq, a predicted model, not a curated record